ACUAUUAUUUUAAAAACUACUUUGAAAGAAACAUUUAUAAUGGAUAUGAUAAAGCGAGGAUAUAUCCUCAUGAAUGAACGAAUCAGAGUAUCGCGAUUUGAAGAUCCAUCCGCCCAUCUGAACUAACUCCAGCAGCGGCGACACACACAUAGCCUGCUCAAGCUGCACUCCUCGCGCGUGUGAGCGUGUCUCCCGCUUAAAAACAACCCUCAAGCCCACCAGAGAGGCUCAAACAAGACUCUGCUCUGCUGAAGCCUCGGUAGCUGUGCGUGUGGUGAUUAAAUAUGAAGGCUAAACUUCAUUCCGACGCGGAUUCGCAGCCUCAAAGUUGCUCCAACAGCGAUGAGGAGGGGACAAACAGCCUCAGCGACAGCCAGUAUAUCGUUGUCAAGCUUGAAGAUGAAGAUCCAGAAACCGAGAUGGAUCUGAGUAUAUUCGCUCCUGUCGAGUCCUCGGAGUGUGAGGAAGAAGAAGAAGAAGAAGGAGAGGAUGAAGAUGAACUCUCAGAGUCGUCCAGUGUUUCUAGCUGGAGAAGGAAAAACACCAGAGAGCGAGAUAACCAGGAGGAUCCAGCGCCCCUUGAGAAACAGUCUUCCAGGAGGUGUUUAAAAGGACGGCGACAGAGCCGACAGACCUUUCUGGCUGCGCAGAGACACAAGCAGAGUCUGGACUGUAGUGCAGCAAGCAGGGCCGUGAAUGUCGGACUCCCGUCAGAGAAUCACACAUUUUACCAAGCUGCGCCUCCGUUUGAUUCAGCCCGAGGUCCUGUAGAGACGUCUGGACCGGACACAGCAAUCAGCCCUUUAGCUGCCAUGGAGCCUCCUGUAUUUCCAAAUGCACCAGUACAGAGCACAUCUGUCGUCGGGGAGGAUCAGCAGAAUAUACUACUCGAGGUCCUGAACCAUUGUAGGUUCCUGCAUGCAGCAGUGCAGAGGCUUGAGCAGAAGAUUGACAGACAGAUGUCAAAUGAGCCAUUAUAUGAAAGAAGCUCAGCGACGCUGAAGAAUGGUCCAAAGAGAAGGGCGUCUCUGCGUGUUGAAGAAAGGCAGCUGUCCUGGUCUUUGGCCCAGAAACUUGAUCCACCAGUCCAGAGAAACCCACGCUGGAUCCCUCCCUGGAAACGAGGGCUGGAGAGGGCGGAUCUUCAGCAGGCUGACAACAGCAGCCCUCAGCCGGGCAAACCUCCCGGCGGCGGACGAGGCAGAGGCAGGGGCAGAGGACGGGGUCACAGGGGGCGCGGUAACGGAUCCCAGCGCCAGUCUCAAACUCCUGAUCCUGCUUCACUCAUGUCAAAGCCCAAUGGAGAAGAGGUCUGCAAUGCAUCCACAGAUGACCCCCAGCCGUCCCAGGUAAUGAAGGACGGCUCUCCGGCUAACACAGGCUCAAAGCGUCAGCAGAAAAGAAAGAAAUCCUUUACUCAGGUGGACGGGGAGGAUGAAAAUGAACUGGAGAAGAUGCCCAAGAGUAAAGAGGCCACACUCGAAGUUCAGGUUGACAGCAAAGUAAUGAUCGGAAGCCCCUUGAGGAAGGUGUGGAUCCCGCUGUCUGUGUACAAGGUGGUGUUUAAGGAGGUGGAGCCCCAGAAGGCUGUAGUGCCGGUGCUUCACGCUCUCUUCCCCAUCAGCACACUGUCCUGCAGUGCCGUCACAGGAAACCCUGCAAAAGGCAUCCAGCAACUCGACCCCAACAAAAUAGAAGCCCUUCGAGAGUUUCUUGCUGAGAUGUACCCACAGUUUGACGUCGGCGUGAGGGGCGUGUCGUGGGCACAGUGUCUUGGAGUGAUAAACAACAUCACCAAAGACCUCAAGAAACAAGCAGACAAAACAUCAAUCUGCCAAUAGAGGUCGGUUACACAAGAAAUAAUUUUUCAUACUCUUGAGGAUCUGACACUCAUACUCAAUGUGCAACAACGUAACCAGUUUUAUUCACUUCAAUCAAUCGUCUGAACUGAUACAGUGUUCAUAACUGAAGUGCAAGUCCCUGUUUUGACAACAGCUGUCUUUUGUUCUCUCUUCUAUAGCUGCUAAGUUUCAAUGGAGAGAAAGGUUUUGGAUGUGUAAUAUAUUAACAAUUCCUUUAUUCUUAAUAAAUCCAUAUAUUAACCGUUUUUUUUGUUGUUGUUUAAACAUCUAUAUAUUAAUGUACAUUUUAUAUUGCCAAAUAAAGUCUUUUUCAGA
This is a messenger RNA of Sinocyclocheilus rhinocerous, 2177 nucleotides long. RefSeq lists its product as uncharacterized. Gene Ontology annotation, molecular function: DNA binding. The transcript is spliced from 10 exons. Bases 285 to 1841 code for a protein of 518 amino acids. The record is from RefSeq and is a predicted model, not a curated record. Lineage: Eukaryota; Metazoa; Chordata; Actinopteri; Cypriniformes; Cyprinidae.